This is a messenger RNA of Lolium perenne, 1605 nucleotides long. RefSeq lists its product as uncharacterized. Gene Ontology annotation, cellular component: membrane. Gene Ontology annotation, biological process: transmembrane transport. Gene Ontology annotation, molecular function: transmembrane transporter activity. Lineage: Eukaryota; Viridiplantae; Streptophyta; Magnoliopsida; Poales; Poaceae. The record is from RefSeq and is a predicted model, not a curated record.
CCUAAGGAUUCAACAUUUGACAUGCAUUUCCUAUAAAGCGGUGGGGCGUACCACUGAUCUAAGAAGAACCAUAUAUAUAUGCGUGUACACAUGUAACAGAAGACACCAAGAGCCAACCACUACCAGCCCAGUAUUACACUUACCUUACGAUUGUGUAUGAAGCGGCCAGACAAGCUUGCUGAGCUAAGAAAUCUAUUUUCUUUUUAUUGCGGAAAAUAUCCAAAAAUCAAUUAAGCACCAGCUAUGAUCAGAGCAUGGUGUAUUCCAGGUCAGCAGUACCUUGUAUCAUAAAAGGGCAAGGAGUCUUUUUUUCAUCAAGACCACAGAACGCUGAGAGGACGGCGUGUACCUUAUUUUGCUGAUCUAGCUCUCACUCACCGCACGCAAGGUUUCCUUGGCCUUGUCUCCAUGGAAAUCAAGGGGGGCACAUGGAGGAUGCUGUUCCUUCUCCUCCUUGGACAGCUAGUCUCCUUCUCCCUGGCAAUCUGCAACUUCAUCACUUCUGUUAUUUCUGAUCACGGAGUUGAUGCACCACUGACGCAGUCGUUCUUCUCGUACAUGCUGUUGGCGCUGGUUUAUGGACCAAUUCUCCUGCGUCGACGACAAACGUUACUGAUACCGUGGUACUGGUACCUCCUGUUGGUCCUUAUCGAUGUCGCAGGAAACUGUCUUACUAUCAAGGCGUACCAAUACUCAUACAUCACCAGCAUAACCUUGUUGAGCUGCUGCACCAUUCCAUGGGUCAUGAUCCUUACCAGGUUUGCACUAGGCGCAAGAUAUUCUUUCUGGCAAUUUGUUGGAGCAGGAACCUCGGUGGCAGGACUUUCCGUGGCAAUUCUGUCAGAUUCCGAUUCUCCAGAUGUGCAAGAUGUUAGUAAAAUACCACUUUUGGGGGAUGCCAUUGCCAUUGCCGGGACACUUUGUUUUGCCUUUAGCAAUGUCGGAGAGGAAUACUGUGUCAAGAAGAAAGACAGAAUUGAAUAUCUUGCAAUGCUUGGAAUAUUUGGGAUGCUUGUCACUGGAAUUCAGUUAACACUGUUUGAGAGGAAGAAAAUAGACGCAGUUAAUUGGUCUCCAACAAUGAUAGGUUUGUUCGCAGGAUUUGCGGCAGUAUUUUUGGUGUUCAGAACCACUGCUCCUUUUGUUAUUAAGAUGAGUGGAGCAACUCUGUUCAACCUCUCGCUCUUAACAACUGAUGUUUGGGCGGUUGCAGUUCGAAUUUUCUUCUAUCAUCAGCAGGUAAAUUGGAUCUACUAUAUAUCAUUUUCUAUUGUAGCUAUUGGAUUGGUCAUCUACUCCGUGAAUGAGAGUUCUUCAGAUGAUGAUAUAGUUGCAAGUACAACAGAACAAGCAACGCAGUAUGAACAACUUUCACGCGAGUGAACUGCUGGUGCCAAUCUGUGCUGAGGAAUUAUAUAACAUUAGGAAUAAGAAGAAGGAGAUCACACCUGCCAGGGAAUCAAUGUACAAAAGUAACAACCAGGCAGCGAUAAAAACAUGGCAAAAAGUCAGGAGAGGUUUGAUGUUCAAUCUGCGCAAGUGUUGUAGCAUGUUAUGCAUCUAUGAAUUGUUUCACAUUUCCUGAAAAUUCUCAUAAUUCUCUCA